CUAAUGUGGCUGUCUGACGUACAGGUCUCCAUGCUGACGGAACCCGCCUACCCAACGUCAGUUCCUUUCCUUUAUUUCCCCGUUGGUAAAAGGAUUAGGUGAGCAGUGAGGUUGUAGUUGGAGAGUGUCCUUACUACUGUGGCGACUGGCAAUACAAUGCAGUGGUGAAUGCACUUUGAAUGUGUCUCUUUUUCUGCCGGGCAAGAGAGAGAGAGAGAGAGAGAUAUAUCUGUGUUUUGAAGCAUUAGCUCGUGAAAAAGCGGACUUUGUUCCUGUUCAAUCAAAAAAAGGACUCGUUCGACUUCAGUGAUUCCCUCCCACUCUCUCGAAAGGUUCGACAGUAAAGAAACAGACACUGACAAGUGCUACCUGAAAGUUUCCAGAAAAGAUCUGCUACUCAUUGAGGAGUUCUUAGUACUGUGUGUGGACAUCAUGAGUGACCUUAAUCCUGAAGAUGCAAGCCCAGCUGUGAAUGAAUUGUGUUGGGAGUGUGGUCAGGCCCACAUGGUGGUAGAGAACCACUUGUACGACUAUCAAGAUGAGGUGGAUGAUGAAUUAGUUUGUCACAUUUGCCUGCAGCCCUUGCUGCAGCCUUUGGACACUCCAUGCGGCCACACGUUUUGUUUCAAGUGCCUGGAGAAUUUCCUGCAAGAGCAGGAUUUCUGCCCGAUGGAUCGUAAGAAGCUUCACUUCCAACACUGUCGUAAAUCCAGCCUUCUGGUGCGGAACCUACUCGAUAAGUUGAUUGUUUAUUGCCCUUUUCGAUUGGACUGUGGGAAGAUGAUGCAACGCUGUGAGCUGGACCCACAUCUCCGGAAUAGGUGCCCUGGCCUGACAAAGCAUAGGGUUAAAAUUGAAAACAAGAGGCAGUCUAGCUUGAAGAUAAACCAAGACACAGCACUAGAUGGUGCAACAAUAGCUUCAGAAGGUUCUGCAGCAGCUGUUGUUUCACUCCGAACAGCUGAGCCUGGACUUGUUAAUCCUGCUUUUGAAGAAGAUCGGGAAGAAGAUGACUUGCCUCGAUUGUCAAGCCUUUUAGCAGAAACGACCAUUGUUGAAAUUCAUCGUGUUGAUCCUCAGGAGGAGCUAGGAAUUCGGAUAGUGGGUGGCAAAGAUACACCACUGUGUAACAUUGUGAUUCAGGAGAUUCUUCGGGACAGCAUUGUUGCUAGAAAUGGAAAGCUUGCACCUGGAGACCAUAUAACAGAGGUAAAUGGUGUGAACAUUACCAGUGUUCCACACAGCUAUGCCAUCAAGAUACUGAGGCAGCCCAGCACAGUCUGUCGGCUCUCAGUGCUGCAAGAAAGAGGGUUUGCCAUUCGAGGUUCUUCACAAGAAAGGAGCAACAGCAGUCACAAGCAGACUCUGAACGUGACUUUGCACAAAAGAGACCGAAGUGAACCAUUAGGCAUUAAACUGAUUCGGAAGGCGGAUGAGCCUGGAGUGUUUAUUUUGGAUCUCCUGGCAGGUGGCUUGGCUGCUCGGGAUGGCAAGCUGCGUAAUAAUGAUAAAGUGCUUAUGAUUAAUCAGCAGGACCUCAAAACUGGAACUCCAGAAAUUGCAGCACAGAUAAUACAGUCCAGUGAAGGAAAUGUUAACUUUGUGAUCCAGAGAUACACUGGUCAGCAAAGCUCAGAGGUUAUUGAUGAAGCUGGAUCAAGCAACAGCAGCCCCCCACGACAGCGUAGUAAAUCACUGCAGCAUCAUUGCCGUCGACGCUCCCAUUACCAAAAGGAUCCGUCACAGAAUUCAUUGUGCCUAGAGAAGACAGUUCCAGUGAGAAAGGAGCCUCGUGAGUCUCUGGGAAUAACUAUUUCAGGCGGCCGUGAAAAUAAGUAUAAGGUUCCGAUCUAUGUGACCAGCAUCCAGCCUGUGGGCUGCCUCUAUAGGGAUGGCAGAAUCAAAAAGGGAAAUGUACUGCUGAGCAUAAAUGGAGUAGACCUCACACAGUUGAGUUAUAACGAAGCAGUGUCAGUUCUCAAAUUGAAUACAGCCUCCUCUGCAGUGCUACUGAAGGUUUUGGACUUGCCCAAUGCUGAGAUGUCACCAACAACUGAGGAGCUCAUGGAAGCAGGCAAGGAGAGUGAUUAUGAUUGGUCCCCACUCUGGGUCACAUGGCUAGGGUUACCAAGUUAUCUUCACUGUUGCAAUGACAUUACUCUGCAUAAAAGUAAUUCCGAAAGCUGGGGAUUUAGCAUCGUUGGGGGCGUUGAGGAAAGCCAAGACAACCAGCCUUUCUUUAUCAAAACCAUCGUACCUGGCACACCAGCAUACUUUGAUGGAAGACUAAAAUGCGGGGAUGAGAUUGUAGCUGUAAAUGGAGUUUCCACUGCGGGCAUGAGCAAUUCAGCUGUAAUUCCAAUGUUGAAAGAACAGAGGAACAGAGUCACACUUACUGUGGUCUCAUGGCCAGGAAGUCAUGUGUGAAAGUAAAUUGAUGCGACAUUUUCCUCCGAAACUUAAGUCAUGAAAUGGCACAGUACAACCUAGAAAACAAGAAACUGCCCCAAUCUGUAGUCAAAUAGAAAAAUACCAGAUUAUCAAAGUGCAUUUGUUAAAUCUCCUCUCUUUUUUAAAACCACAGAGACCUAUGAUUUCACUUUACUCCAGCAAAAGACAAA
Molecule: messenger RNA, 2621 nt
Organism: Rhincodon typus (whale shark)
Lineage: Eukaryota; Metazoa; Chordata; Chondrichthyes; Orectolobiformes; Rhincodontidae
Gene: lnx2b
Product: ligand of numb-protein X 2b
Exons: 10
Coding region: 433-2427 (664 amino acids)
Molecular function (GO): ubiquitin-protein transferase activity; protein binding; metal ion binding
Source: RefSeq, a predicted model, not a curated record